AUCAGCGUUGCUGUGCGUGCCCCGAAACUUUCAGCCUCUUACAGCGAGGAGAGUUGGCUCGUACAAUACUUCAACAUCGGAAAACGAAACUCAGCUGCUACCAUAAGACAUUCACUGCCAACGGCGUUACAUGCGCUAGAACUUACAAGAAGAUCUCAUAAACUGGGCACUGGUCAAACUAGACGUUUUGAUGUUUGCUAUUUUUACGUGCAUUGCUUCUAAUUGGAUAUCAGUACUUAAUGAAAGAAUAGUGUGUCUGACUACUGUGAAUAGUAACAUGUCAGUGGCCACCUUAAGAUGAGACUUAAGUAGUCGGAUUUCUAUUCAGAAAAUCAACCGUGUAAGUGUAAGAUAGUCUGGGUGAAGUGCAAAGACCUUUUAAACUCGAAUUUAAUUAAUAUGUUUUGGUAAUACAGAAAUGCGGGCUUUACAACAGAUUUUCGUGUCUGAGUGAAUGUAAAAUUUUAACAACGUGAUAAUAAAGCAUUAUCUUAUCUUUUGAAAGAUUGUAAACUGUUUCUUAAUUUAACGUCUUUUUGGGGUCAUCUUUGGUGACUGUAUUUGUGUCUGUCGGAAAAGUAAAUUAUCAGUUUCCGAGGCCAUCCAAAAAAGGGAGGGGAAAAAAUAUCAUCCCUAUUCCUUGUCAUCAGGGAAUAUCGCACUUUCAGCUUUCAUUGCCUAUAUUUUCCACACCAACUAAGCUUGUUAAAUAAAUCAACUUCUACUUCUAGUUCUCGAGAAACAAGACCAGCGCAAUUAUUAUAAUACCCGACUUAAGUCCCGUUGAAAGAUGUUACAAUUACAAGUGCAUGAAAUUGAAUGCAUUUUAAGUAUUUUAGCGGGUUGAGGAAUGAAUGUUAUAGAUGUGCUUUCGUUUAUUUUAUCUGUUCAUUUUAUUUUGAUUUGUUUUUAGGGGAGUGCUUGUUACUAAUGCUGGAAAUGAGCAAUUAAGAGUGAUUGACAGAGAAAGUGAGAAUCAUAAGGCUCAAGUGAGAUAUUAAAAAUUUAACAAAUUGUCUCUAUCUGCAAGAUGAAAGAGUGACUUUUGAUUCUGUACCCUGCAUAGUACUGUUCUGUAUUUAAUAGCCAUGGCUAGAAGAAACAAUCGUGCUGCUUUUUGUUCUCAUCGUCAUUAAAUAUGUAUAUUUUGUUUCAAACUGUAUAAUCUGUUUGUUGUAAGAUCCAUAUUUUCAUUUACUUUGUUUGCGAUGUUAUGCGUCAGUGUGGAACGUAAAUGGAUUAAACCAGACCAAAAAGGAAGGGAAAAGUGGACCCAACAUAGUACCAACUGA
Aplysia californica (California sea hare) is the source of this 1292-nucleotide messenger RNA. Its product is annotated as memory suppression protein. Gene Ontology annotation, cellular component: nucleus; cytosol. Lineage: Eukaryota; Metazoa; Mollusca; Gastropoda; Aplysiida; Aplysiidae. The record is from RefSeq and is marked provisional. Gene Ontology annotation, molecular function: fatty acid binding. Gene Ontology annotation, biological process: fatty acid transport.